GCUUGCAACUGCUGCCUUCUCUAGAGACCCUUACCAACGUUGAAUCAAUCAGCACAGCAAUUCCGACAUCAACGUUUAUUUGCACGGUCUUGACGCUCACGCGAGAUGAAAGAUCCUGAAUCCCACAUGUUUGGCUAGCGUCACCAGCACAGUGCCUUACAAUGUCGUUCGUGGGAGCUGGGUUUUUGACCCCAUACCAUCAUCCCACUUCCUUUCCCGGGUCGCCGAAGGACAAGUCUGCUAGACCUAGUCCAAAAGAUGAAUACAAGACACAAAAGCCAAGUGCCGUCGAUACCUCCAGCCCAACCUCUAGCGGGGGCGCUCAAGGACGAGCAGGCCAGAAUCGAAAGCGCCUUGUUUUCGCCGAUCCCGUUGCCUUUCGCUACCUGGAAGAAGAUCCUGCAACUGAUCCUAUAGAACGAUGGAGACGCCUUGAAGGGUACGAGAUGUACGUGGUUGAGCAAUGGGCCUGCUCGAGAAGCCAUCCCACUUUUAUCAUUUGUACCUACACAGGCGACCCUUCGCACUCCAUUUUGGUGAACGUCCUUGCUGUGCCCAGUGACGAAAGCACAUGGUCUCAGAGAUUGCAAGUCUAUUUCCAAGCAGUCUCUCAAUAUCAUGCGAAAGAGAAAGACACGCCUUUGGGCGCACUCAUGGUCACCAACCUGAGUUCGUUUCCAUCAGCCCUUACCGUCGUUCCAGUUCCGGAUGGCGAUGUCAGGAAGCAUCGAGAUGACUUUAUUGUCAACGAGGACCUCAAGCGCAUGGGAUGCUCCGGGAGAGCUGGCAUCAACCUACAGCCGCCUCAAUCCAGUACCGUUGCUAAAUUCCAUCACCUCUACCGGACAAGUGAGAUUGUCCCGCUAUAUCAAUCGGUCAUGGAACUUGUACGGACAUGCCAAAUCGCAUUGGUUAUGUACGACAAACUCCAACCCACAUACGCCGACGGCUUGCUUUGCGAUGUGACCGAGCGGGCUAUCAACGACUGGUGGACAGAUAUUGGAACCUAUUUCUACAACGUCGAACCUGGCGACGGUAUUCUUGGACCAACCACGGUGGCAGCACUUCUUGGUCUCCUCAUCGGAGCUUACAAUCGCCUCAAAGCCUUCGGAUCCCCUGUUGGGAAGGACGUCUUGGAUACCGUCUCAAUGAAAAGGGCCAUCGGCCAUUUCCAAAAAGGCCAAAAAAUGGAAAAGACUCGACGACUUGAUCGAGAGACUCUCGAUCGUCUCCACAGGGCUACGGCAAAGAAUGCCAGCGGUGAAGGCUGGACUGUACCAAAGGCAGUCAAGUCCACCGUUGCUGAGCUUAGUGGCAAAGGAGGAGAGAUGGUCAUGGGUAUAGUCGGAGGUCGCGACAAAGCCGGCAUCUCAGAAGCUGAGACCAUGGACAUUGAACGUUUCGCUCAGUUGGUCACGGGUCCUAAGAUGAAGUGGCUCUGGCAAGGGAAGCCCAUCAAGUCGGGCGAUCCGUUCGCCUGGCCGACUGGCGAUCUUGAUCUCAAGGGCAGAGUGUUUAGCACUGAUGAUCAAGGCAAUUUUCUGUGGACGGGCAACCAGCAUGAAUCCACCUCGGACGUAAACGCCCUUGAACGGACCGAUACGAUGUACACGAAUCAAUCGGACUCCAAGUCCGGCCGACACCGUUUGAGAGGAGCUGUUGGGGGCCUGAGGAGCUAUAACCAUCGUUAUCAGAAAGAUAUUGACGAAACCCAGGAUUGGGUCGAAACCGCUGCGACCAGACACACUCCUCGAGAUCAUACAUUGAGGACGGCAACUGGGAUUCCGCAUCCAUCUGAACCUCGUGCAUUUGACAUGGCUUUGGUCAACACUGAGCCGGUCUCGCCUCAAACCGAACGGCGCCUGCCACUACGCCGAACUCAAACGACGACUGAGAAGAGAAUGCCAUCACAUCGGGAACAACUGCGUCCCGCCUUGCCAGGGGACUCGCCUAGGAAGAAGAAAGUCGAUGCCGAGUUGGCGGACCUGCGCAAUGAAUUCAAAGCAGAUAUCUACCGCAACUUUUCCGCUGCUAUGCCAUAUAAAGGCCCCAGUAGUCGGGUCCUGCGACGGACGCAGAGCAAUGUCCAACUAAUUGGCCAUACCAUUGACAGUCCUCGGCAGAACCGAAUCAACCGACGCCUUUCCUUCAGCGUGGUAGAAAGCGCAGUUCUGGACACAGGCAAAAACAUCGUGGAGGAAGGUAUUGUGAAGGGUAAAAUUGAGGGAGACCUUACCAAUGCCCUAGCUGAACGCGACGCCCUGGAGGCCUAUGCCCAAAAGAAAGCUAAGCGUAUCCAGCGCAUUCAGCAAGGUCUAAUCCCAUACACUGAAAGCCGGGUCGUCCAUGUGGAGAGCCUAGAGAGAAUUGCUCAUCAACACCUGGAAGAACUCAAUGAACUGUACUAUCAUCGCCUGGAAGAGUAUCAGACUCUACAGGCUACCUCGUCCGAUCUCGUGUCGCAGGAGAAAACGGCUUUGACAGAAAGUUUCCGGCGCAUGGAAGUGUUGGGUGCGAAAAUGGACUAUGAAUUGGACAGCUUGCAGAGUCGACUGCAGGAGGUGGAAGAUGGAGUGGACGACUUUGAGAGGAAUGUUUUGCUGAUCGAGGCGAGAGCAAAGGAGUUAAAUGGUGAGAAUGAAACGCCUCCUGCAAAUUCAUCGUGGAUUGCACGAGUGCUGAACUUUUUGGGGCCCAAGAAGUAAUGGAACGGCAUCUGCGAGUCGAUGGAGAAGGGAUGCUUUCUGUGGUUUAGCGAGGCGUUUGGGAGGUAUAAAAGCUCGCCGGACCUGGUUCAAGGGAUUUGGCACAGCACUGGUAAUCUGGCCUCAAAUUGUAGGAAUUGAGAUUUGAUGCUCCCUUUCCACUGCGCCAUCUCUACCAGUCCCUGGCCA
Cladophialophora immunda is the source of this 2894-nucleotide messenger RNA. RefSeq lists its product as uncharacterized. The transcript has a single exon. Bases 162 to 2705 code for a protein of 847 amino acids. NCBI's taxonomy places the organism in Eukaryota, Fungi, Ascomycota, Eurotiomycetes, Chaetothyriales, Herpotrichiellaceae. The record is from RefSeq and is a predicted model, not a curated record. Gene Ontology annotation, cellular component: Sin3-type complex.